Trichoderma harzianum CBS 226.95 is the source of this 1021-nucleotide messenger RNA. RefSeq lists its product as hypothetical. The transcript has a single exon. Lineage: Eukaryota; Fungi; Ascomycota; Sordariomycetes; Hypocreales; Hypocreaceae. The record is from RefSeq and is a predicted model, not a curated record. Bases 244 to 729 code for a protein of 161 amino acids.
UAUGCAUCCCGUUGCCCUCGCUUCAUCUCUCCACUGCCUCUCGUCAACCUCACCAACUUUCUCCUUCUACCACUUUGCUCUCCUUUCAAGGCAUCGCGAAGACUCUUGUCAACUCUUUUUAUAAUAACUCUGACUCUUCGUCCACUCUCUGCUUCUGAACCACUUCGACUCAUACUACUUGCACUUGCACACUCGGGACCCUUCCCCCGCCUACUCUUCUACACACAACCAACCACCAACGCAAUGGCUCUCGACAUGUGGACUCACGAGUUCUGCCUUACCUGCGACCGACAGGUCCAGGUCGACGGCGACGCCUACUGCUCUGAAGCAUGCAGAAUGUCCGACUUCGAAAAGACUCCCUCCACUCCCAGUUCUCAAGCCAGCUCGCCCGGCUUCUCUCCCGUCUCCUACGCCAGAUCAGGCAGCCUCUCAAGCCGACCUGCUCCCACCAAGUUCUUCCUGUCUCCCGCCUACGACUUCAACCAGGCCCAGCCCUACGGCUCAACUCCUCGGUCAUCAUCGUCGUUUGGCAGCUACAUGUCGGACAUGUCACCUCUCUCCUCCAACCGGGGCCUCACCCCCUCGAGCUCACACAGCAGCCUCUGCUCCAUGCAGAGCGUAUCCUCUACCGCCGAGGCGAGCCAGCUGUCAGACAAGGCACGGAUGGAACUGCGAGCAUACGCUGUUUCAUUCGAGCAGGUCAGACUGCAGCGCCGGCGAUCAUACUAAAUAACCAACAUCAUCCUCACACGAACUCACACACAUACAUACCACACUCUACCAUCUACCAUCACGCAACUCAAUCAUACGCAACACAAUAUGAAACGAUACGAAACCAUCCUACCAUUACUUGCUAUACUGUUCUUGUUCUUUUAAAACAAGCCCAUUUUCUUUUACCUCAUUUUUUAUUUCCCUUGAGUUGUAUCAAGACGGACGUUACACGGAGCACCGUAUACCCAUAAAAGCACCUUUUUUGCCUCUUUGAAAUUUUUUAAUCGAGCGCACUGUCUUCUCUACACCC